UCUAGAUACACUCGCAUUUUUUCAUUUCGUAGUUCUACUUCUACUCUAAAAUAGAUAGCUAGACGGACUCUCGCGGCUCACAAAUCAUAGAGACUUUUCGUGAAAUACUAGCAAUAGUUUAACAGUAAAUCUGAAAUUCAACAUGGAGUCCCCUCCAGAUCCAGCAAGCGACCCGGGCAACAGCGCCUCUGAGCCGGCUACACCGGCCAGGGAAACCCCGGUAAACCUGGAGACGCUCCGAAAAGCGGACCAUCCAGCCCCUGUUCGAAGGCAGACCUGUUCAAGUACCAACAGAGGUGGACUCACAAACAAGCAAGGUAUUUCAGUAACAAAGAAGACACAUACCUCUCAAAUCGAAAUAAUUCCCUGCAAGAUCUGUGGAGACAAAUCAUCAGGCAUCCAUUACGGUGUGAUAACAUGUGAGGGCUGUAAGGGCUUCUUCAGGAGGAGUCAGCAGAGCAAUGCGGCUUACUCAUGCCCCCGUCAGAAGAACUGCCUGAUCGACCGCACCAGCCGCAACCGCUGCCAGCACUGCCGGCUGCAGAAAUGUCUGGCAGUGGGCAUGUCAAGGGACGCGGUGAAGUUUGGGCGCAUGUCGAAGAAGCAGCGGGACAGCCUGUAUGCGGAGGUGCAGAAACACCGGCUGCAGCAGGCGCAGCGUGACCACCAGCAGCAGCCCGGCGAGGCCGAGCCACUCACACCCACCUACGGCCUCUCGGCCAAUGGCCUCACAGAGCUCCACGACGACCUCAGUGGCUACAUGGAUGGCCACACCGACGGCAGCAAGCCCGACUCAGCAGUCAGCAGCUUCUACCUGGACAUCCAGCCCUCCCCUGACCAGUCCGGCCUGGACAUCAACGGCAUCAAGCCCGAGCCCAUCUGCGACUUCGCCCCCGGCUCAGGCUUCUUCCCCUACUGCUCCUUUACCAACGGAGAGACAUCCCCCACUGUGUCCAUGGCUGAGCUAGAGCACCUGGCCCAGAACAUCUCCAAGUCUCACAUGGAGACAUGUCAGUACCUGAGAGAGGAGCUGCAGCAGAUGACCUGGCAGGCCUUCCUGCAGGAGGAGAUGGAGAGCUACCAGACCAAGCCCCGAGAGGUCAUGUGGCAGCUGUGUGCUAUCAAAAUCACAGAGGCCAUCCAGUACGUGGUGGAGUUUGCCAAGCGGAUCGACGGCUUCAUGGAGCUGUGUCAGAACGAUCAGAUAGUGCUGCUGAAAGCAGGCUCUUUGGAGGUUGUGUUUGUGAGAAUGUGCCGUGCCUUCGACUCUCAAAACAACACAGUCUAUUUCGAUGGAAAGUAUGCUGGGCCUGAUGUGUUUAAGUCAUUAGGCUGUGACGACUUGAUCAGCUCCGUCUUCGAGUUUGGGAAGAACUUGUGUUCUAUGCACCUGUCUGAGGAUGAGAUUGCCCUGUUCUCCGCGUUCGUGUUGAUGUCUGCAGACCGGUCCUGGCUCCAGGAGAAGGUGAAGGUAGAGAAACUCCAGCAGAAGAUCCAGCUGGCACUGCAGCAUGUCCUGCAGAAGAACCACAGAGAGGACGGCAUACUCACCAAGUUGAUAUGCAAGGUGUCAACACUGCGAGCGCUGUGCAGCAGGCAUACAGAGAAGCUGACGGCUUUCAAAGCAAUAUACCCAGACAUUGUGCGUGCCCACUUCCCCCCCUUAUAUAAGGAGCUCUUUGGAUCGGACUUUGAGCAGUCCAUGCCCGUUGACGGGUAGCCAGCAGCCUUGCCAGGUGCCAGCGUGGCCACCGUGGGGAAUGUCAUGGGGAGCAUGAAUCUGAGACACUUUAACAGUGCCCUGCACAUACCAGGACGGCCGGCACGCUGCACACUUUUCUUUCUUUUUUUUCUUGAGGGGAGGGUUGUGGGUGUUUGAUUCUCUCCAUUUAUUUCAUUGGGAUUAGUUGUCUCUGUUUGGAACCCAGGUGGGACUCUAAGCCCCAGGGACAUGAAGAGAAGUUGGAGACAAUGCUUUCUCUCUGGAUGAACUUGACUCUCUCAUGCACAUCAUUCCAGCAUGUUCCCAGGAUGUCUCACACUGAUUAGCACUCAUUGUUUUGACUUGUUUCUACAAAAUAGAAUUGACUGUAUAGAGAAAAUUAUAUUGAAUUUGGCUAUGCACAUGCCUAACCUGAAAAUCCCCUCAGCACCAAUGAUCUGGCUCUCCACCUCCCCUCUGGAGCCCCAAUGUCCAAUGUCUUAUUGCAUUGGAAAACAGAUCCAUGUCAAUAUUUAUUUGUUAUUAAAUCUAUACUGUAUCAUAUACCCUAAUGAAGAUAGCUGUCUGGGCAUGUGUACCCUCCAUUAAUCCUUGGUAAAGAUCACGUUAGAAUCUCCUAAUGGAAAUGUAUUGCUGCUAAUGUGCAUGUCCUGGUCAAGUUCAGCCCCUGUUCUCCUGUGUUCAGUUGUAUGUUUGGAAUGCAGUGCUUAGAAUGAAAACUCGCAGUGACUUUGAGGGAGGCUCCGUCUGCGUGGCAAUUUAAACGGCACCUCUCUAUGGACAAUCGUCUAAAAGGAAAAGUAGAAUUCUGGUAAUUCUAGUCAAAACGCAAUGAUUUUAGCUGUCAAAGACUCCAUCCAUCAUGGUUGCUUAGAGAAAUCAUGCAAGGCCAUCUGCUAUUGAACCUUGUGUGGACAGAUGCCCUGGAGAAACAUAGGGCACCGCCACAACGAUAAGGGUCCAUUCCACCUGUUUUAUAAUAUACUACAGGGUAUACGGUCAUAAGUACUUACUAUACAAAAAAAGUCAUGUUUAUAGAUUCUAUUUUAAAUAACAUGUAUGAAAUUAGUAGUCUGACUUCUUAAUCGUUGAAUUGAUAAGGCACUUUUAUUUGCACCUUUCUUUAAUUUAAGACGUGUAUAUUACCUAGUGAUGUGUUGCAUGUGCACAAGAAAUACCAGUUGAACCAUGGUCACAGAGGCUUGUCCUUAGAGCUGCAGACACUGCUGGUCUGGGUGGGGGUUGGUUUGUUUAGGUUGGGUUAGUUUGGUUAGUUUGGGUUUGCCUGUGAGAUGGCUAGCAUGGUAUGGUCUGGAGAGGCAGGCAGGUCACAUUCACCCCAUCACCUAUUAGCAUAACACCCCCGACACACAUGCAUACAAUCUCAAACAAAAGCACACAUGAACCUGGUACUCAAGCUGUUUGCUCGUUUGUGCUCAGUCCAACGUCGCCAUCUAGUGGAGAGUAGCGACACAGCAGGCCAGGUGAUGGAGGUCUUCAGAAAUAUAAUGCCUAUGAGAGAGCGGUCCACACACAGCCCUCUCUGACCAGCUGUUGAUCCAUCUUGUUAGCCUCACACGUAAGCAUGUUUGUGGAGGAGUGAUUGUGACUGUCUCUUCCCUAAGGCCUCAGCCCAGCUAUGACAUUUGUUAUGGGACAGAAAAGGAAAGGGGAAGAAGGAAUUGUAAUAUUCAAAGCCUUGUCUGGUAGUAAAGCUUCUAUUUUUGUAACAUGUAUAGUGAAUUAAACUCAUGAAAGAGAGGGGGAGAGAAAGAGAAGUCAGGUAGCACUUACUAUAUUCCCGCAAUAAUUAGAGAAGCUGUUGUUUGUAGUGUAUGACUAGGAAAGAAACAUGACAAUGGUAGAACAAGUGCUAUCGUCAAUGCUUCGUUGUCGUGGUUCUGUUUUUUUUGUGUGUCUUUCUUGUCAGUGUGGUAGACAAGCGGUAGAAAAAAAACCUGGAUGUGCCAUACAGUAGUUUCUGCUCCUGCGUUGCCGUCUACCUGUCCAUAAUAUAGAAUGGAUUGAUCUGACAUUCCAAAAAACUCAGUGGUGGCUUGUAUAGAAUUCCCAUUAUAAUCCUGAUAUCCCUUUAGAUUACCCAACACAGCAUGGUUACAGUUUUGACACAACCCUUACCAUAGUGGUUUGGUUUGUUUUUCUGUUUGCACACCAUGAUUCCUCUGCUGUGCAAUUUGUACAAGACAGAAAGUCUUGUGUUGUCACCCCUCAGGGAAGAGUUGUUUCACGCUUUCUGUUUGAAAUUGUUCCUGUUGUGUUGUUGGUCCUCAUUAGGUAGAGUUCAUGUGUUGUUCAGGGAUGUUCGAUAAUAAGUGGUUCAGAAGAACAUGUAGAAUUCAUUGCUGAGUCAUAUUUCCCAUUGCUGAUGGACAGUACUUAAGGAGCUGUUGGCUAAGCACCAGAAAUUCUAACUAUGCCCUAGAAGUCAAGCUCAUAAUAAACACAAACUUUAUUUUCCCAUUUUUACAGUCAGUUUUCCCAUUGGCCAUACAGAAUAUGUUUUAUUUGAUAUGCAGUUUAUUUAUAUUGCAUACAAUUCCAAUAAUAACAUACUGCAUUUGGACUAAUAUGGUGUCACCAGGGUCAAUGUCACCAACUUAUGAUUACCCUCUUUGUUAGAUAAACCAAAUAUACUUACGCAAUAUUAAAUAUUUCUUCUUUAGGCUGUAUUAAUGCUGUACCUAAGUAAUAAUUUCUGUAAUGGUCCAAAGUUAUUUGGAUAUGUAUUGGUCUAGGUGAAAACCAGUAGCCUCAGACUACUAACCAGUGAAACCCAGUCUGUCUCAACCAGUGAUUGACAAUCCAGGUGACAGUGGGCCUGGCCUGUGGCCCAGUGGGAGAGAUAUGGAUGCUCAGGGAGUUAACAGACAGACAGACAAAGACAGACAGACAGGGGAAGCAGCAUAUUCUCAGCCAAGAACUAUGUGGUAGCUUUGUGCAACUAUUACGGGUUUCUGCCGGGAAGCCACUAGAGUGGAAUCCCAUUUCCUGAAACACAGAUGUCAUUCUCUGUCUCUAUAUCGAUCAAACUGGUCCUAAAUUAAAGGUCUCUUUGUCAAGCAAUUGCAGCAUCAACCCAGAACAAAAAGCAGUCAUUUCUUACCACUUUCUGUUCAGCGUGUUGUUAUGUCCUUCUUGUCUAUGUUCCGUAUACAGUUUGUUAGCCGUAUUGAUUAGACAAUGGGGAUAAAUCCGAGGCAUUGGAUCCUUUGUGUCUGUGACUCUUUCAACAAACAUCUCUGCACCCACAUGGUGUGGGAAGGAUAAGUCAUCAUGCAUGCUGUCAUUUGAGACAUGUUUAGCAAAGGAUCACUGAGUCUGCUAGUCUAUCAAUGUAAAUAACACCUUAUGCUCCUUCUGUCUCUGCUCUCUGUGGCACUCGUGUAAACAAGCAAUAGUGUGCGUGUGUGUACGUGUGUUUGUUUACUCACUGUGUGCAUAAGACAAACCCCAGACAAGGCUUUUUAAUAAACUAAGAGGAACAGGGUUAUGUGGAUGAGGAGUCUUAAGGCUUAGUGUUCCCUGGAUUUGAAAGGUUUCGGUAACACUGAGAUUGAUCCAUCCCGUGUAGCGCUCAAGUGUUAUAAGCAUGACAUAAUGCCUCUAUACAAUUUAUAGUCCUUCAAAGCGCACUGGGGCAAAUGACUAACCACUCAGUCGUAUGUGUUCAGUGCAGAAUAAUUGUUAUGAAAAGAGACAGCAAACAACUCACCAUUCUGCUUGUCAUACGUGUUAUGUUGAUGCUUUGACUGCCUGAGGCAUGGGACUCCUAUUUAUUUGCCAUAGAAUAUAGAUUGUAAUGAUAGGUGUAAUGUCAUGUUUACAACUGUGCCGUCUUUUGAAGUUUUAAAGUGUUACCCAGAUCUAUCAGUCAAUUUCAUAGCAUUUUAACAAUACUCUCAUCUUCCAAAGCACAUCUGAUACAAUUUUAAGAUAACAAUACAUUUUAGAAUAUAGUCAAAAAACAAAAAAACAAAAAAAAUGUUUUUGGAAAAAAAAAACUUCUAGCCAUAAACGAAUGUCAAGCAAUAAUAUAUGUGGUGUAUUAUUUGUUAUUUUGUGCUUAGGCUUUGGACAUCUGCAUGUAAAUACACCUCUAAUUUAUCACUUUUGGUUUUAAUUUGUGUUAUUUUGUUCUGGUUGUUUUUGUUUCGUCUGUAUAUUUGACUGGUUCUGUUCCCAGGUGGAGGUUAACAACCACAUAUGGCCUGGCCUGUAUAUAUUCAUUUCUCUCUCUUUCUCUCUCCCUCAUCAUCUGCUUUUAAUCCACAAUAUUUAAUGUUAAUUAUUGAUCACAUGUAUAAAGGUAACUUUGUAACUUCAUUCUGUAUAGGUAAGAAGAAAAUACUGCUACUAAGGCCUACUCAGUGCAAAUAUGUAUCAGUUUAUCAAAUACACCAUGCUGUACAAUAUCUCUGUUUUUAGUAUGCUUCUCUCCUUUAGAAUUUGUUUGAUAGCGGUAGGGUGUGCCAACAUUUAUUUUGUGUUAUUCUGAUGUGUGGUGCUUGUGGACAAUGUCCUGAUUCCUAGACUAGGAAACCCUAUUAGUUCAUUCAUUUCAUUGAGUAUUGGUGCAUUAUUUGAUAUUAGGACUCAAUAAAUAAUCAUGAUAAUGAUUAUGAUAGUGGUAAAUUUACUUCAAUACCCAGCCAGUACCUGUAUCAGUGUGCUAGUCCUGGGAUAAGGCUCUUAUUUCCUUCUCACUUUAAAAUUAUUAGUGAAUCCAGUAUCUGCUAAUUAACAGGUUAUUUAAGGUUGCUUUUCUGAUUUCUGAGAAAAAAAUCAUCUGCAGGCUGAAACAGCAGUAUUGUGUUUUUAUUUGUUCUGAUUGUAAAAACCACUUGCUGAAGCUGUAGCUGGUCAUACUGGCAAAUGCUGAGUAUUUACCUUUUAGCUGUGUAGUACUUUACUUAAAAGUACUGUGCAAUUGUCCAUUUAACAAGGCCAUUUUAUAGCUUCUUGAUUUCAAAGUUAGACUGCCCUGAAACAUUAGUUUCUUGAGACCAGCUUAGAACUUUGGCACCACAGUUGUGCUGUUGUUAAAAAUGUACAUGAAAAAUAUCUCCAUUAGAGGCUACAAGUUUAUUGAACCUUUUUCUUUUCACUCUGUAGCAAAUAUCAGCCAGUAUAUGCUUGCAAUAAUACACAAUGUACUACACUGAGUGCCUCUCAGUGUUACAUGAUGCAUAAAUGGUACAAUUUGUUUUGUUUUCCAAACAUGUACUCAACUGACAAUGUAUUUGCACAAGUAGGUGAACUCUGUCGCUCAUGUGUUUCAACGUUUUUCAUAUUCUGUCAUUAUAAGUAAUAGAUCAUUUCCUUGUUUAUUUAAGGCACCAUGAUAGAUAUUAGAGUUAAUAGAAAUAAGUUUCUCCCUCUUAUCUGAGUAGCGUAACUGGGAAGGGUGUAAUGCAAAAUGGUAAAAUCCAUGAUUUACAUUCUGGCUGACAAUAUUGCAUAAAAAGAUGACCUGCUGAACCAGGUUCUGGAUUUUACAAAAGAAUGGACAAUCCACAUAGAUGUUUUUCACUUUGUUUUAUGAUCAUACCAUUUUGAUUUCUUUAUUGAGAACAGAAAAUGGACUAAUGCAUUGUAUUUCAACUAUUCAUAUGUGUAUGCAAAAUAUGCAUACAACACAUCUGAAUUUCUUUAAUGUUCUGUGUUUAAUGUGAGCUCAAGGGGUUGGGGUAACUUAAUAUGAGGGUGGGAUAUUGCUUCAUGCAAAAGAAGUAUGAACUGUGGGAAAAAAAGACGAAACCAGUGUGUGGUUGUCACAAAUUUUUAAGUCACAUGUUUGCUACUGAUCUUAUGGUGGGAACAGAUGAUAAUGUACCUUUUUAUCCAGCUCUUCUGAACUCUCUUUAGCAGGUAGUCUAUUCACAAAAGUAGUCUUGCUCCUUCUUGUCUGAUUCUUAAAUAUGGAAAUAAGUAUUUUGAUUCAUUUUGUAAAUACAGCUGUAAAGAAAAAUAAGAAAUGUAAUGUUGUCUUUUAAAUACUUUCCAUUCUAAUAUGAAUGUUGUUAUAUUGUACUUAGAAACUGUACCUUUAAUAUUACCUUUAUUAAAAGUGCAUUGGACACAUCGAUUUUAGAUGUGCUUUAUGUGCUGUUAUCCCAUAAUAAAAUUUACCGCUUGUAAUGGGCUGUUAAUUUCUGUC
Molecule: messenger RNA, 7901 nt
Organism: Oncorhynchus nerka (sockeye salmon)
Lineage: Eukaryota; Metazoa; Chordata; Actinopteri; Salmoniformes; Salmonidae
Product: nuclear receptor ROR-alpha A
Biological process (GO): regulation of transcription by RNA polymerase II
Cellular component (GO): nucleus
Molecular function (GO): zinc ion binding; RNA polymerase II cis-regulatory region sequence-specific DNA binding; nuclear receptor activity
Source: RefSeq, a predicted model, not a curated record